Messenger RNA from Neurospora crassa OR74A, 2437 nucleotides. RefSeq names its product ATPase family AAA domain-containing protein 1. Bases 463 to 1707 code for a protein of 414 amino acids. Gene Ontology annotation, cellular component: mitochondrial outer membrane. Gene Ontology annotation, molecular function: ATP binding; ATP hydrolysis activity. The transcript has 3 exons. The record is from RefSeq and is a predicted model, not a curated record. Lineage: Eukaryota; Fungi; Ascomycota; Sordariomycetes; Sordariales; Sordariaceae.
UUGUCAGGUUCGAUCGAUCGAACGGAAGCAAGGGAGUCGGGACCAUUCACUGUAAUGGGGACAAGUGUGUGAGGUCUUGGCAAGAUUGACAAGGUCAGGUCACAUCGAUUGUAGCCACUGGGGUGGCGCCCCAUUCUCUGGGCCGAACGCAGUGCACAUGGCAAGCUGAAGCCGAGGACCACCGUUCGAGGGGACCCAUUUUCAACUUUUGAUGAUUCAGUUCAAGUUCCCAUCCUCCAUCAGUCACGUCCAUUGACUUGGACGCGAACAACAACUACUGCUGCUGCCCGGUGCAUGCCGUUCGCUUCGUUGCAUUAGCCCUUGUUUCUCUAUACAUCUUGUAUCCUCUUACCAGUCCUCCGAUCACGACGUCCACGACAAAAGAGCCCUCAACUCUUGGAUGCGACCCGCGGGCUGUCAACUCCCCUCCCGACCCGGCCAGGGCUCACUCUUCAAGUCAAAAUGACCGAUAAUAAGCGUGUGGCCAAGGACAUCAUGUCCGGGCUACUACUAGCUGCUACCACAAUAUCCGUAUACUUCAUCUUCCGUGACUACGUCGCCCCCCACGUCGCAAAGCUCAUCGACCCCGACCGUGCUAAGCACGACCAAAACAGGCUGAAAGCUCAACAAAAUCUGGCCAGGAUACAAAAGUCACGAGACAAAUCCAAAGUUGCCAACGACGAGUUCGCCGACGAUGAGGUCCCCGAAGACUCACCCUCCACCGUGCGGGUUGAGGACCUCAUUCUCAACGAGUACGAGAGCCAGGUAGCGCUGGAAGUAGUUGCGCCCGAGGACAUCCCGGUUGGGUUCGACGAUAUCGGCGGUCUAGACGAGAUUAUUGAGGAGGUCAGGGAAGCCAUCAUUUACCCGCUCACGAUGCCGCAGCUCUAUUCGCAUGGCGGCACGCUACUGUCCGCGCCUUCGGGCGUCUUGCUAUAUGGCCCUCCUGGCUGCGGAAAGACCAUGCUGGCCAAAGCUGUGGCGCACGAGAGCGGCGCCUCGUUCAUCAAUCUGCAUAUCUCGACUCUUACAGAAAAGUGGUACGGCGACUCCAACAAGCUUGUACGCGCAGUGUUCUCGCUUGCGCUAAAGCUGCAGCCGGCCAUCAUCUUCAUUGACGAGAUCGAUGCCGUCUUGGGAACAAGGAGAAGCGGAGAGCAUGAGGCUAGCGGCAUGGUUAAAGCCGAAUUCAUGACUCUCUGGGAUGGUCUUACAUCUACCAACUCUCUUGGUCAACCCGCCAGGAUUAUGGUCCUUGGCGCAACCAACCGCAUCAACGACAUUGACGACGCCAUUCUCCGCAGAAUGCCCAAGAAGUUCCCCGUCCCGCUUCCAGGCAAGGACCAGCGCCGGCGUAUCCUUGAGCUCGUCCUCGCCGAUACAAAGCGCGACCCCGAAUUUGAUCUGGAGUACAUUGCUAUGGUAACGGAAGGCAUGUCUGGAAGCGAGCUCAAAGAGGCCUGCCGUGAUGCGGCCAUGGUUCCCAUGAGGGAGGCUAUCCGGAACCAAAAGGCCGCAGGAAAGUCGAUAAAGAAGCUGGAUCCCAAUACGGUGCGUGGUUUGCGCACGAAUGAUUUCUUUGGUCGCAAGGGUGGCGCGCCCAGUUUGGCGGCGGACAGCCGUCCCAGUUCCGUCAGGCCAGAGGCGGCCAUGAGCGAGAGAGAGAUCUAUGAAGUCGAGACCGAGACCGAGGACGUUUUGUCUUGAUGUGUGGUUGUGGGCAGUACCCCUGAGAAAUGGGGACUGAAAAAGAAAACACAGUGCCAGCCAAGCAGGCAGCAUUAGUGCGGGAUCAAAGGACAGCGAAGAAACUUUGGAAAGUAUUACGAGCGUCACACGAUCAUUUCCAAAGACUUGCUAGGGCAUUUGUUCUGACCAGGUAGAGGAAUUGGAACAGUACACACUCCGAAACAGGAGGCGGAGGCGCAGUCUAUCAAACCCAUAGAACCCAUCUUUUUACUGGUAGCCUUACUUUGGUAUCUCCAGCUUAUCUUGAUUUCUGGAAGUCUUAUGGAACAUUCAAAUCGGUCCUACCCGCGUGUGACCCAGGUACCAAUAUCCGCGUCCGAUCUCUCUAGGCGGUAUCGUGAUCCGAGACUGUAAAGGGUCACCGAGGAAGUCCUGUCCGAGUCCUUUCGAGUCCUAUCUAUACAGCCUCGUUGCCUCAUUAUGUUCUUGUGCGGCAGAGGAAGCAGGGCGUUUAAGCCUUUCAAGGCUGUGCAGACGCUGAUGGUUGUCCGGCCUGGCUCUUGAUUUGCCUGUUUGAUUACCUGACCGGUCUGUCUGAGGCUUCGAGGCCUGAACGUGACAACUGCCUGAUCCUUCAGCAGUGCCCCGAAACCAAAAUCGAGGCUGCAAUAUCAAUAAUCUUUUCGGUCAGCCCAAAACAAAACAGCACAUUUCCUUCACCACCGUUCACCGAAUGAACGCAACCACU